UAUUUUAAGUGAAGGUAGAUGGUCUUUGAAGUUGACAGCGGAUGGUAUGAAUUUAGAGGGUAGGUAAAGAAGGACGGUCAGCCGGUUAGGAACGAGUCCAGUCGGGUGACAGUUAGGAAAGUUAACGGACGAUUGAAAAGGAAUGUCUUAUGUUGUCUUAUUGUGAAUAAUACAGCAGUGAAUAUUCAAGAUUGUUUUAUUUAACGUGAUCUCGUUUACAUACACCAGUCUGAGUGCAGGAGUGUUUUAGUUCAGAAGACGGGAUAAAAACACAAGCCCACGAAAAGAUAAAAACAGACUAUGGAGGAUGACGAUGACAAUGGCCGGCCAAGGCAACCAACCCCUAGCAGUCCUGUUCUACAAAGGAGAGGGACAGCUACCGCCGCACGUCGUGUGCUCGACGAGACUGCCGGUAACCGAGAAGAUAUCAGGUCAGAGAGAAUCCUAUUCACUCCCAGGCAGAGUCGUCGUCGUAGCCGUACCGGUAGUGUUCGAGCAGCUAGGAGUCGGAGCCGUCCACGAAGCCCUAGUGUUGGCUCAGUGACUAGAAGGGACAGCCGAAGUCGUGCACGUAGUCGUAGUCGUAGUUCUCGGCGCAACAAUUUGCUACGAGAGGAGCUGGAGCUCGAGAGACAGCGACUACGUGUUUUAGAAAGUCAACUGAGGAACGAGCGUGAACGGCAGGAGCUUCAGGAACGCGCACGUCUUAGAGAUUCGGAGCUACGUAACCGUAGACGGAGCCCUGGAGUAGGUGAGGGAACCAGGAGGUUCACAGACCUUGCUAUUCGGAGACGGACUCCGGACAGGGACAGCAUGGAGACCAGGAGGUCCAUGGAGCUCCGAAAUCGGAGUCGGAGCCCCCUAAGGGUCAAUGAAAGUACCGGGAGGUACUCGGAGCUCCGAAAUCGGAGACUGAGCCCUGGAAGGGACUGCGAGGACAGGUAUGGUUCAACAUCUCGUCUCUUUGAAGAGUUUUUAAAGGUUAUUAAGAAACAAAAUAAUGAGCAAAAUAACAGCUUUCCUGUCUUAAACAACGUCAUUCCCGACUUUGACCCGCUGAGUAGGGAACAACCAAUUACCGUUUGGCUAAGCAAAGUGGAUGAGUGCGCAGAAAUGUAUAAAUGGAACGAUAGGCAAACUAUCCACUAUGCUUUGCCAAAACUCACUGGUCAUGCAAAAUUAUGGUACCAAGGGUUACCAUCCCUGAAACGAACAUGGCCCGAAUGGAAAGUGCUUCUUACGGAAUCGUUUCCUGCAACCGAGAAUUAUGCAGACUUAUUAACAGAAAUGCUCGCAAAAAGGGCUCGUUUUGGCGAUUCUCUAGAACUGUACUAUUUUUCAAAAGUCAACUUGUUGAACCGCUGCAAAAUUUUCGGUAGGGAAGCUAUUGAUUGCAUUAUACAUGGUGUAGAUGAUAGAGGGGUUAGGGUUGGCGCGCAAGCGGCGCAUUUUGAGAAAACGGAACAGAUUUUGCAAUUCUUUAAAACUGUUAAAGUUCAAACUAAAGAAAAUGCCACAGACCUGAGGAAAGAUAGAAAAAUUCCGAAUAAUACGUCCAGUAAACAAAAUUACCGAACUAGCAGUAGCGAUGCAACUUCUCCUAAACCACGUCCAAAUCCAGAUAAUGUAGUGUGUUUCAAUUGUAAAGAGAAGGGCCACCCGUGUUCUAGAUGCCCAAAACCCAUUGUUAAGUGUUCGUAUUGUCAUUGGGUGGGUCAUUCUAUAAAUGAUUGUCCCAAGAAAACCACUAAACCUGAUAUAAAGGAUAAAAGUGUUAUGAGAGUUCUCCACGUAAAUAAAAAUGACAACAAUAUUCACGAUCUAUUAAGUCAAGUAAACAAGAGGGACGGUAAUAUGUAUGAUUCAUCAAAUGACGAUACCAAUAGUAAAUAUAAGAUGGUCAUUGAAAUCAACGGCCAACCAGUAGCUAGCCACAUAGAUUUGGGCUGCGAAACCACUCUUGUACGUAAGUCAGACGCGGAAACUUUAGGACUUGAGUGGACAACGGUAAAUGACACUGUGUUGAAGGGCUUAGGGCUAAUACCAUACGUCCCAUUAGGACAUACCAAGGCUACAAUUGAUGUUCAGGGAGUUACAGAAAAGGGGGUAGACAUUUAUAUUGUUGACGACCACCUCAUUAAUUGCUCAUUACUGUUAGGACACUCUUAUACAGAACGCCCAAAUAUUUGUAUUAUAAAAACAUGGUCUGAAUUAAGAUUUGUGAGAGUUGAUGAGGACAAUGACACAAAACUGUUACUAAAAGCGGAUAAGGAUGUAAUAGUCACUGAAGGUUCGAUGAAGUACGAUUGUGAAGUUGAGUACCGAGCAGGCGAGAAAAUGGCACACGUUGAUGCGCUCAGUCGUAGUCCCAUCAACGACAAGGUGGAAGAACCACGACAAGGUGGAGAGAGGGUAGGUGAAGAAUAUCAGUAA
Messenger RNA from Leguminivora glycinivorella, 2433 nucleotides. RefSeq lists its product as uncharacterized. The transcript has 3 exons. The record is from RefSeq and is a predicted model, not a curated record. Bases 301 to 2433 code for a protein of 710 amino acids. NCBI's taxonomy places the organism in Eukaryota, Metazoa, Arthropoda, Insecta, Lepidoptera, Tortricidae. Gene Ontology annotation, molecular function: zinc ion binding; nucleic acid binding.